CCUCGCGCGCCUCCUGUCAAGUAUAAAGCUCCGCUAGGAACUCGUUGGGAAAAAGAGAAGGCUGCAGCUGGCGGUGCUGAAGCGUUCGAAUACGCUACAGAUCCAAAGUGUAUAGGUCCUUGGAUUAUAGGCGAGUGCGUCGGGAAAGGUGCUUCCGGUCGUGUCAAAAUCGCCAAGCACAAACGUAGUGGACAGCUCGCCGCCGUCAAAAUCCUCCCUCUUGCCCCGCUGGUCAACUCUCGUGUCUCACUUUCUACCCAACAAGUGAAAACAGAGAAACAACGCCUAGGAAUUGACCGAGAAAUUAUAAUGAUGAAGCUCAUGAACCAUCCCAACAUCCUACGCAUCUACGAUGUCUACGAAAGCACUAGGGAGCUCUUUCUCAUUCUUGAAUAUGUCGAAGGCGGAGAACUUUUCGAUUUCCUGGUCAACAAACGUCGCUUGGAUCCUUCCGAAGCUCUGAUCAUUUUCAUGCAAAUCAUAUAUGGUCUCAACUACGCGCACACAUUUUCUAUCAUCCAUCGCGACCUCAAGCCCGAGAACAUUCUCAUUGCUUCUUUUAAUCCUCCUUUCGUCAAGAUAGCCGAUUGGGGAAUGGCUGCCUUUGCUCCCCCUUCUCUUCAUCUGGAGACAAGCUGCGGCUCCCCUCAUUACGCUAGCCCCGAAAUCGUCAACGGACAUAGGUACCAAGGAACCGCGACGGACAUCUGGAGUUGCGGCAUUGUUCUUUUCGCUCUCCUUUCAGGCCGGCUGCCUUUUGACGACAAGGACGCCGGGGUUCUGCUAAGCAAGGUAAAGAGUGGCGUUUUCGAGAUGCCCCAGUCAUUAGAUCCAUUGGCAAAAAAUCUUCUGUCUCGAAUGUUGGUUGUUGAUGUUCAUCAGCGAAUCACGAUUUCUGAGAUUCUUGUGCAUCCUUGG
This is a messenger RNA of Guyanagaster necrorhizus, 918 nucleotides long. Its product is annotated as Pkinase-domain-containing protein. NCBI's taxonomy places the organism in Eukaryota, Fungi, Basidiomycota, Agaricomycetes, Agaricales, Physalacriaceae. The transcript is spliced from 2 exons. Gene Ontology annotation, molecular function: ATP binding; protein serine/threonine kinase activity. Gene Ontology annotation, cellular component: cytoplasm. Gene Ontology annotation, biological process: intracellular signal transduction; protein phosphorylation. The annotation marks the transcript as partial. The record is from RefSeq and is a predicted model, not a curated record.